ACUUGAAAACGAGGAGACCGCGGGAGGACGGAAGCAUGGCCAGCCCCCACGAUCCCCUCAUGCAUAGCAUGGCCUCCUUGAGCCUGGAGCAUGGGCGACCCGGCGAGCAUACCGCUGACCAAGACGACGAUCUCCAGGAAGAUGUCCUUGGUGCGCCGGACGAGCCCGUGAUCUCAGACCUCGAGUCGAGCGACGUCGAGAGCGAGAGCGACGACGAGGACGACGAAGAGGACGACGAAGAGGAAGAAGAAGAGGAGCUUAGCUGGAUCUCGUGGUUCUGCUCGCUGCGCGGCAAUGAGUUCUUUUGCGAGGUCGACGAAGAUUACAUUAUCGACGACUUCAACAUGACCGGCCUCAGCAGCAUCGUGCCAUACUACGACUACGCGAUGGACAUGAUCCUCGACGUCGAGACGCCGCAUGAAGACAGUUUGACGGACAUCCAGCAGGAGAUGGUCGAGUCUGCGGCUGAAAUGCUCUACGGCCUCAUCCAUGCGCGCUUCAUUGUGACGACGCGGGGCAUGGCCGCGAUGCUCGAGAAGUACCAGAACGUCGAAUUUGGCCGAUGCCACCGCGUGCACUGUCAAGGCCAGCCUGUGCUGCCCGUUGGACAGUCGGAUGUGCCGCGCCACACGACCGUCAACAUCUUUUGCCCGCGCUGCCGGGACAUCUUCUUCCCCAAGUCGCAGCGCCAAGGCAACCAAGACGGCUCGUACUUCGGCACGACGUUCCCCCACCUCUUCCUCCUCGCGCACCCGUCGAUCGUGCCGUCGCCGCCGUCGCAGGCGUACGUGCCCCGCAUCUUUGGCUACAAAAUACAUCACACGAGCGAAUACUACCUCGGGAAGCGGGAAAAGGAGAACGAUAGAAACGGCCAUCGCCGCGGCCGGCGAAAGCAGAUCCAGGACAAGGCGGUGUAGACGCAGUUGUGCGAGUACACGACGAAUACCGCUACAACCCCUGUCGCCCCACCCACACGCUACCCAAUAUGAUGAUUACGUUUUCCCU
Molecule: messenger RNA, 1005 nt
Organism: Saprolegnia parasitica CBS 223.65
Lineage: Eukaryota; Oomycota; Saprolegniomycetes; Saprolegniales; Saprolegniaceae
Exons: 2
Coding region: 36-917 (293 amino acids)
Cellular component (GO): protein kinase CK2 complex; cytoplasm
Molecular function (GO): protein kinase regulator activity
Source: RefSeq, a predicted model, not a curated record